Messenger RNA from Bombina bombina (fire-bellied toad), 2272 nucleotides. RefSeq names its product RNA binding motif protein 42 (gene RBM42). The transcript has 10 exons. Lineage: Eukaryota; Metazoa; Chordata; Amphibia; Anura; Bombinatoridae. Gene Ontology annotation, molecular function: mRNA binding. Bases 110 to 1297 code for a protein of 395 amino acids. The record is from RefSeq and is a predicted model, not a curated record.
CGCUCUGUGAUCGGAAGUGACGCGUGUUUCUGCGACGGCUCCUGUGGAACGAUUUUGCUGGAAACAGCACUGAUUGUUGGUGUGUGUGUGACCCGGAGCUGACGGCACCAUGGCGAGCAAGAGCGGAGAGGAGAGAUUAAAGGAGAUGGAGGCUGAAAUGGCGCUGUUUGAGCAGGAGGUGCUAGGCACUCCUGUAGCUAUACCUUCAGCUGAUUCUCUUCCUGUGACUAUUUCAGCUGUGCCCAUGAUACGACCUGUUAUAGCAACAAACACAUACAGCCAGGUGCAACAGAGUUUGGACGCACGAGCUGCAGCUGCUGCCAGUGUGAUGCCCCCCAUGCUGGUCCCACCUAUGCCAUUUGUUGGCCCAGCAAUCCCACCCCAGAGACCUCCUAUGAUGAGGCCCAGUUUUAUUCCCCACGUCCUUCAGAGGCCGCUUGAGCAGCACCCUGCAAUGCCUAGACAUCCCUUCAUUCCCCACGUGCUGCAGCACCGAGCAGUGGGCCCUCGUCACCCCGGAAUGCCUCCCCCACAACCAUUGAUGUCCCAUCCGAUGCACGGCCCCCCUCCCCCAUUAAUGGGUCACCACUUGCCUCCGCCGCCGCCGCCUCCAUUAGGCCUACGCACUGGUCCACCUCCACCACCUGUGGGCCCCUUGCCACCUCCCCCUCGUCCCGUUGUCCAGCCUGCUCCCAAAGUCAACCCCACAGUGAUUCAAGCAGCUCCAACAGUCUAUUCUGCACCUCCUGUAAAGAAGGUAGAGGAGGAGGUCCCAGAAGUACCGGCAGUACCAGAUGAGAAGGAGAUGCUCAGUUUUGAAGAGGCUGUGAUUGGUCCCAGCAUGCCGGAAGCUGAACCUGUACAACCGGAGGUGGUAGAGCCUGUUCAAGAAGAUAAAAAGAAAACUAAGCCAGAAAAGUUAAAAAGAUGCAUCCGUACUGCGGCUGGAACAUCCUGGGAGGAUCACAGUCUACUGGAAUGGGACACAGAUGAUUUUCGGAUAUUCUGUGGAGAUUUGGGGAAUGAAGUGAACGACGAUAUCCUAGCACGCGCGUUCAGCCGAUAUCCAUCCUUCCUGAAGGCUAAAGUAAUCCGAGAUAAGCGGACAGGGAAAACAAAGGGAUAUGGCUUUGUGAGCUUCAAGGAUCCCAAUGAUUAUGUGAGAGCAAUGCGAGAGAUGAACGGUAAAUAUGUCGGUUCCCGGCCCAUUAAACUUCGGAAAAGCAUGUGGAAGGACCGGAAUUUGGACAUUGUUCGUAAGAAGCAAAAGGAAAAGAAAAAACUUGGCCUUAGAUAAAAAUAAAAUUGCAGUGGGACAGUAAUCUAAAGAAUUUAACAAUGACCCAACAGGCGACUUCACCAAACUAUUUUUAAUCUCCAUGUAAGGACACAUCGCAAACUGAAACAUCCGGCCCAACUUAAAGGGACUCACGAUUCAGCUCAUUGUAUACAAUCUCCUGUCCGAAAGGAGAGACCUAAAUAUCAGACUCUUCAUAUAGAGACUGCAGAACUUGUGUUUGAAGUGUUUAAAUAACGAGUUUUAUGUUGUACUCUAGUGAAUUAAAUUUAUUUUUUAUUUGUAUUUCAAUUUGGCUAAAUAUUAUCAUAAUGUUUAAUUAGGGUUCUAUGAUCAUGAAUGAUGCUGCCUGCUUUGUGUUUUGGUAGUGAAAGGGUCAGUACGACUGUUUGCCAUUCUUAGUAAAAUCUGUUGGCUCCAUUACUGUUUGUACAAGAAAUAGGUUGGCGUUUCCCUUUUUUUCUGCAACAAGCUAUGUAUUUUGAAACUAUUUUUGUGUUACGUUUAGUUUCAUGACUUCCAGAGACUUCGCUUCUCAUAUGUCAGUAAUUGACUAGAACAGGAGGUGCGUCUCUGCGACAAGUUGCAAACCCUCAUCUGUCCCCUUUUCACUGGUGACACCAAGUGGCUACUUUUUGUAUUGCAAGGUGCAGCCAUGUCAAAUUCCUGCCACAAAUUAUUUUGUAGAUUCAUUCAUUCUGGGAAAGUCUUUCUGUAUUUACUAACCUAAAUCAGGGCUUCAGUUUGAAUGUUAAUUCUAAAAUCCUGAUGUGCAUAUUAUUUUCUCUGCAUAUCAUCAAUGCACAACCUCAUUUUAGUUCCUAUAGACAAAACUCAUAGACUGAGCAAAAGGCAGGUACAGAUACCGGGCAGGAUAACCGUAUCUGAGCUGGUUCAGGUGUAUCCUCCUUGUAUAGGGAUUGAAGCUUCAGCUUUAACUGUGUUGUAUACAGUGUAAAUAAAAUGGUUGUGAUA